This is a messenger RNA of Phytophthora nicotianae INRA-310, 1263 nucleotides long. RefSeq lists its product as hypothetical. The record is from RefSeq and is a predicted model, not a curated record. The coding region runs from base 1 to 1263 and encodes 420 amino acids. The transcript is spliced from 4 exons. Lineage: Eukaryota; Oomycota; Peronosporomycetes; Peronosporales; Peronosporaceae.
AUGAGCUUGCUUCGAGAACGACGGCAAGAGCACGCCGGAAGAGGUGGAUCGCCUGAGGAGGAUCAUCUGAAGCCGACAGCACCUGCUGCUUGGAAAAGGGAACGCACUGCCAUCCGCUGCGGAGGCGUCGUCUGCGACAUCGCUAUGGGGGACGCCAAACCGGUAGCUCAACGCGUGCGUAGAGUGGCACCACAGUUCCGUGGCAAACUGUCCGGCUUGAUCAAGGGCCUGUUGUCCGCUAAGAUCAUUAGGGUGCUCAGCUCUCCGUGGGCGUCGCCGAUCGUGGUGAUAAUCAAGAAGAAUGGCGUCGACAUCAGACUCUGCAUUGAUUACCGCGUUGUGAACAGCCUGACGCGCCUCAUGGUGUACCCCACGCCGCUGAUCAACGAUCUGCCCGAAGACAUGGGCAAGGUGCUCUGGUACUGUUCGCUGGAUAUGGCGAGCGGAUUCUGGGUCGUGGAAAUGACUGAGAGAGCCCCGAAGACACCAAAGAACGCGGAACUAUUGCCUUCUUGCUUAAUGAAGCUCCUGCAGAUGACGUCGGUGCUGCGAGCGCUGAUGUGGUUAAUGUGGUGUCUCGCUCGGUCAGCUAACAGCACGAAUGGAAGUUGCUGGAAUACCAGCGACUGGUUGGCCAUUGAACACUCGGUAGUGGUCGUGUCCUUGUGUAUAUUGGGCGAAGUAUGGAGCGUGUGUGCACACAUUGCUCGCAAAGCACGUCUGGGGUGUGCAUGUCAUGGAUUCUCGGGAGAAGCUGGAAUACCGCGGCACAAAUCGACGGAAGGCCGGAUGCCAACAGGCUGGACGUCCAAACAGCAACACCCCAGCGCUAGUGGUAGAGUAGAUAUUGCGUUAAAGAUCAAUAUUAACAAUUGGCUGAAGGAUGCGUGCUUACCAUUAAAUUCAUACCCUACAUGUGUAGUGCUGUCUUCACCUGGACGACCUCAUGCUGGGCUCGAAUGUGGUGAGGUAAACGUGCUGGGCCACGGCGCUGGACGCGUCUCUGUCGGUAGCGGUGGCAGCAGCGUCAUCAUCUACGUGGGCGGUGGCAGCGUCUCUGUGGGCAGCUUAAGCAUCUCUGUGGUCGGCGGCAGCGUCAGCAUCUCUGUGGGCGGCAGUGGCGGCGGGACACUCUGGUCGGCAGCGGCGUCGACCUGCGUCUCAUGGGUAGUGGCGGCGAGAGUUCUGCAGGGCAGCUUCUCUGUGGGCUGCGACCAAGGGGGCGUUUUUGAGUUUGGGCUGCACAGGAUAUUGUGUGGAUAG